Messenger RNA from Penicillium bovifimosum, 873 nucleotides. RefSeq lists its product as uncharacterized. NCBI's taxonomy places the organism in Eukaryota, Fungi, Ascomycota, Eurotiomycetes, Eurotiales, Aspergillaceae. The record is from RefSeq and is a predicted model, not a curated record. The transcript is spliced from 3 exons. Bases 1 to 873 code for a protein of 290 amino acids.
AUGCGGGCUGUUUUCUUGAGUUUACUUUGUACUCUGCUGUUGUUGGGGACGAUAUCGUCGGCUUGGCCAUGGGGAACCCCUGGGGCAGUUAUGGCCGGUGCCUCCUUGGAUAAGCGAGCGGAUAGCACCGACGGAACAACCACAGGAACCUCCGAUUCUACCGCAACAGGCUCCAGUGCCUCUCAGACUGGUACCGACACUGCCAGUGAGACUGCAACUGGCACGAACACAGGCACAAACACUCAGACGGGCACUGCAACGGGCACCGGUACGACAACUGGUACAGCAACGGGCACACAUACGGGAAAAACCAAGACAACUGCUACAACCUCCAUUUCCAUUGACCCUGCCGCUGCCGCCGGAGGCGUGUCCAUGAUCACCCCCGCUGCCGCAUCCACAACCUACUUCAAGAUCGGCCAGGAGGUGACAUUUGUGUGGAACUACACUUCUCUCUCAGUAACUCCUUCUGCGGUCAACGUCGUGGCUACAUGCAGUUUGAACGCGAUGAAAUAUACGCUCACUUCCAACAUGACCGUAGAGGAAACCGGAAGUGUGGUGUGGGAUACUGGGAAAUACAAGGCCUCGGCGACAGUUCCGUUGCUAACUGCUUCAUAUACACUCUUUGUCUAUGAUACCGACAAGGAAAUGGGCGACGUCGCCAGUGCGGGCCAUCUGAGCUCGCAAAAUGGGUUUCCCUUCUCGAUGUACAUUCCGCAGCCUUACACGCCAUUGAAUGAAUACCAUUGUGCCACAUGCAGUGGUGCAUUUUCUGAGACCAGUCGUCUGGCGCUCAAGUUCACCGUCGGUAUAGCUGUGAUUACGUUUGCCUCGUUCACCUGGUUUGCAGGCAGUGCUGGCGUGCUCGCCACUUAA